AUGUCAACGCCAAUCCGCACUUCUAAGCCAAAGAAAAGGUCCAAAUCUGUAACCCCUACAACUGACGACUCAGUGCUUGACAAUAUCGAACCUUUAACUACUGAAAAAUAUGUGCAUUGUACACAAAUGUCUCUAUCGUCAUCAGAUUCUCCAUGUCGCAGCCCCUCUAUCUUUACGUGCAGUAUGCCAACGGUAAGACUGGUUGACAUACAAGACACUAAACCUACGUGCAUUGAAAAGUCAGCACAGUCUACUAAACAGUAUGUGUUACCAAGGCCUAAGUCUAAACUUUCAAAAACUAAAGAGUCCAAUGGUCCACCUCAUACGCACCAAAAUACUGAUAGAUAUAGUAAUGACAUCCGACAGCUACAAAACUCUCUAUCCGAAAUUAACGGCAAACUUGAGCAAUUAGCACCCCUCACUCAUAUAUGGGGCCUUGAUACAGACAGAAAUCUUGAGCAACUCACUAAAGCUGAGUGUAUUUUGGAGUUUGUGGCUGAAGAAGUGACGAAGAGAGUAAUGUCCUCCUUCAAUGCAGUUGUGUAUAACCUCCCCGACCGCACACACCCAUCUAAGUUAAGAGAUAUUUGCCUUAGAGCAUGCGGUAUGCCGAACGUUAACUGCAAAGUCAUCCGCCUUAGAAAAAAGUCAGACAGAUCAACUUGCCCCCUCUUGUUUAUGUUUGGCUGUUGUAACGAUGCUAAGCAGUUUAUUGAUUUGAGCAAAAACAUUAGCUCACUAAUUCCAUACAAAAAUAUAAAAGUCACUCCAGACCUUACGCCCUGUCAACGUCGUGUAAGAAGACGCGAAGCGAUAGAAUUGAAUGGGAGUGUUACAGUUAAUAAUCAGCCAGAGACAGUUUGCAACACAGCAAAUGGUUUAAAACACACGAACAUUAAGCAUGACACUACUCCACAUACGGCUGAUCACUCUGUUGAUCUAGAUGAGUCUACAGAUCAGAAACCUUUGGAUAAGAUACGGACCCCAACUGACACCAAAAACCAUAACGACAUGACUAAUCCCAGCUGUUCAUUCAGUAAUGUACUAAAAUGUGAGUCGUGUAACAACACAUGUGCAACUAAACCUAUACACUUGAAAAUUUGUCCUCCUAAAGACAUUCCACAAGUAGACUAG
Schistosoma intercalatum is the source of this 1134-nucleotide messenger RNA. The record is from the annotation of a GenBank genome assembly. Lineage: Eukaryota; Metazoa; Platyhelminthes; Trematoda; Strigeidida; Schistosomatidae.